AUGGGAAGCGUUGUGGAAGAUCCUACAGUAUUAAAAUUGGGUUGCCCCACAAAGUUUGUAAAUGUCCUUAAACAACUUCACGAAGGGAUGCAAGCGAGGGUCUGUUCCGAAGGCCAGUUCUCCGACAGUUUCCCCAUAAAUAAUGACGUAAAACAAAGUUGUGUUGUAGCGCCGAUCCUGUUCAUCUUGUUCUUCGGGGCUAUGCUGAAAGACUGCUUAGAUGGUAAUGACAAAGGUAUUCGCGUGAAUUUCAGAACAAAUGGUGGAUUGUUCAACUUACAACGUCUGCGCGCCAAAACAAAGAUAAGAGAACAACUUGUAAGGGAAUUAUUAUUUGCGGAUGACUGCGGCAUAUUCGCUCACUCUGUAGAAGAUUUACAAUCGUUGAUGGACAGUUUCACAAAUGCGUCUAGACGCUUUGACUUGACAAUCAGCAUAAAAAAGACAGAAGUAUUAUGCCAACCACCACCAGGAGUGCUUCUAGAUAAACCAUCAAUCAUUGUGAACGGUCAAAAACUGAAAACAACUAAAACAUUCCCGUAUCUUGGUAGCACAAUAUCCAAUGAUGAGCAAUUACACCAUGAAAUCGAAAGAAGGAUAGCAAAAGCCAGCUCCUCUUUUGGAAGACUCAAAGAUCGUGUAUGGAAGAGUCAUGAUAUCAAACUAGAAACAAAAAUAGCUCUGUUCAAAGUAGUUGUUAUAUCAACGCUCCUGUACGGCGGGGAAACAUGGACCCUGUAUGCCAGGCACAUAAAAAAACUAGAAGCUUUCCAGCAACGAUCCCUCCGUAGCAUUAUGCGGGUAAAAUGGGAAGAAAAGACGCCACACAGCGAAGUGCUAGAGCGGGCAAAAUGUUGUAGCGUUGAAAGCAUUCUGAAAAAAAGGCAGCUUCAGUGGGCUGGUCAUAUUGUGAGAAUGGAUGAUGAACGAUUACCUAAAAUAUUGUUGUACGGGGAGUUACAACAAGGAAACCGAAUGGUGGGAAGACCGCGAAAAAGGUAUAAGGAUAGCCUGAAAGAUGCGCUAAAGUCGUGCAAUGUUCCGCUGCAAUCUUGGGAAACACGUGCAGAAGAUAGGGCUUCAUGGCGAACUGCAAUCCAUACUGGUGUUCAAUCAUUUGAAGCAGGCCGGACAGAGAGAAUACGACAAGCCCGACUCCCGCGUAAAUGGCCAGAUCAAGCUGAUGCAACAGGAUUCACGUGUGAUGUGUGUCAACGGCCCUGUGCGAGCCGAGCGGGUUUGGUGGCUCAUGGGAGAGUUCAUAGACG
This is a messenger RNA of Paramuricea clavata, 1268 nucleotides long. The record is from the annotation of a GenBank genome assembly. Lineage: Eukaryota; Metazoa; Cnidaria; Anthozoa; Malacalcyonacea; Plexauridae.